CGGUACGAGAGAGAUCGCCGGUCCCAACUCCCACGCAAAAGGUCGGCGUGGCCGCUCUCACGCUUCUCUUUGAUUGCGUAUUAUGAGUUAUCCCAUGGCCCCCAUGGCAAAAGAAUAACCAUGGUGUUACCCGUUGAAAAUAUUCGUGGCUACGUAAUUCAAUGUGUAUGUCUUAAACAUAGAGGCGCUAGUGGACGUAUUUUUCAAUAUGUCUUCUGUUAGACCAGAGGUUAGGAUUGCUUGGACUUCUCUUUGACCGUUUUGUACAUAAAUUAUUGAAGAAAAAAACGUAUAAUUAACGAAUAAGUAUUAUCCAUUGGUUUCACAAAUUUUGUGUUUUCUCAGUGCAGUCACUGUAUGUCAAUGCGUUUUUCAAAGCAUUAGAAUCAAUAUAUCUGAGUGUAUACAAGUUUUGAUACACUGCAAUUUGUUAUUUGCAUUUGUUAUAUAUACAAACUAACACAAUAUUGUACUCAAUUAAUCAAAUAAUACAGCAAGAUGUCUGAAGACGAAGUGGAAAGCUUUGAAAUUACCGAUUAUGAUUUGGAGAAUGAAUUUAAUGUCGCUCGUCCCCGACGCAAACUCUCGAAGAAACAACAAAUGCUGGGAAUAUGGGCGGAUGAUAGUGAUGAAGAUGAAUUGUCUGCCAGACCAUCUUUUAAGACUUUUAACAAGGGCCCUAAGAAUUAUACAGCACCAGUUAGUUUUGUCGCUGGUGGUAUCCAACAAGCAGGAAAACCAAAGGAAAAGCAAGAUAAGGAUGACGAAGAAGACGACGACGAAGAGACGCGGGAUUCUCAAACAAAGAACAGUAGUUCGAGUUCGGAUGAUGAAAAGCCAAAUAAUUCAAAAUCACGCCCAUCCUUUGCCUUGAAUUUGGACAGCGACAUCGCAGGUCUGCGUAAAAAGCGCAAUCAAGUAAAUCCAGUAUUGAUGAAGAGCGGAAUGGGGAGUUGGGAAGUGCAUACAAAGGGUAUAGGCGCUAAAUUAUUGCUACAGAUGGGAUUUGAACCUGGUAAAGGUUUAGGUAAACAAUUGCAAGGAAUAAGUGCACCGGUGGAGGCACAUCUCAGAAAAGGCAGAGGUGCGAUUGGUGCGUACGGUCCAGAAAAAACGCCAAAGAUUCCCGAGAAAAAGAAAGAUGACGAUGGGGAAGAAAAGGAUUCUAAAACCAAGGUAUCUCAAUGGCGAAAGGGUGAUAGCACCAAGAAAAAGAUCAGAUAUUGUUAUAGAAGUGUCGAUCAAGUUUUGGAAGAUGGAAAGCUGAAGCCUAAUAGAAAACUUCCUGUGUCGAAUGAUAUGAGUAAAGUUAAAGUCAUCGAUAUGACAGGACCAGAGCAAAGAAUUCUCAGUGGCUAUCAUGCAAUAGCAGGCGGUCAGCAGUGUCCUGACGAGAACAUAAUUACGUCUGAUAAAAAGUCUAGAGUGAACUUUGCCCUGCCCGAAUUGCAACACAAUUUAAAUUUGCUCGUAGAUAUGUGCGAGCAGGAUAUUAUACAAAAUGAUCGGCGGAUGAGGCACUUAAGUGAUAGAAUGGUCGCUUUAGAAGCGGAAAAAAAGACUUUAUCCAAAGUUGUCGACCAACAUGGACAACUGAUUGAUACCUUGGAUAAUGUGCUCGUAAUAAUCGACAGAUUGAUGAAUGAAACGAACGAAUUGUCGCUACAGGAAACUGCCGAGGCUUUCAAGAAUUUGCAAGAUAAUUAUUACGAGGAGUACAAAAUGUACGAACUUGGUCAAUUAGCUAGCAGUUUUGUAGCACCGAAAAUAAAGGAUUGCUUGCUUAAUUGGAAUCCAUUGAUGCAACCAAAACAGCCGAUUAAAUUAUUCGAACAGUGGAAGAGUAUUCUGGAGAAUGGAGCUACAACGCUCCAGACACAGACUAUGCAUUCGUACGAUCAACUAGUGUGGAAUGCGUGGAUGCCAUCAAUUAGAGGAGCCAUACAACAAUGGACAUGUAGGCAGCCUGAACCUCUAAUUGAAUUAAUAGACUGUUGGAUGCCGUUAUUACCCAGUUGGAUUUUGGAAAAUAUAUUAGACUUAUUAGUGUUACCAAAAUUAACAUUGGAGGUAGAGGAGUGGAAUCCUUUAACUGAUACUGUACCUAUUCACACAUGGAUUCAUCCUUGGCUGCACUUGUUACGAAAUCGUUUAGAUACCUUGAUUUAUCCAAUAAUACGUAGGAAACUUGGAUCUGCGUUAGGAGGUUGGCAUCCAUCAGAUAGAUCCGCUAGACUAAUGCUGCAACCUUGGGCAGAAGUGUUUGCCAAAGGAGAUAUGGAAGCGUUUUUAGUCAAAAACAUUAUUCCAAAAUUGCAAAGAGCCUUGUCUGAUUUUGUGAUAAAUCCACAUCAACAGCACAUAGAACAGUGGAAUUGGGUGUACGAGUGGAAGGAAUUAAUCCCUGUCCACAUCAUGGCAGGAUUACUUGACAAAUUCUUUUUCCCAAAAUGGUUGCAAGUUUUGGCACUUUGGCUCAAUCAUUCGCCUAAUUAUGAUCAAGUCACAACUUGGUACAUGAAUUGGAAAGGGAUGCUAAAUGACAAAUUACUAGCGGAAACAGUAAUAAAAGAGCACUUUAAAAAAGCAUUGGACAUGAUGACUAGGGCAGUCAGUGGGCCACAAAAUCAUCAACCUGGCGCACUAGAACAAGUUUCAUACUUGACAAGCUUAGAAAGAACUCAGCCAACAAUAUCGCAGAUGGCACCGAUUGCGCAGCCAAGAAUGGAGAGAUUAGCAGAGGCAGUACGAACAGCCUCGCAAAUUCCGCAGGGUUUCAAAGAUUUCGUACAAAAGAAAUGCGAAGAGAGAGGUAUAUUAUUUAUGCCGAUCCCGAAUAGAUACAAGGAGGCUAAGCAAGUGUACAAAGUAGGCAAUGUUCAGGCAUACAUCGACAGCAAUGUCUUAUUUGUAUGUCACAAUGGUACAAAUUGGAUGCCAACACAUUUAAAUGCCAUGCUAGAUAUGGCUGAACUUUAAUAAUGUGUGUCGUAAUACAUAUAUGUAUAUAUAAUUAGAUAUUUCUCCUACACGUUAUCAGAAAAGUUGAUUAAUUAUCGUACUACUUUAUCGAAUUUUACUGUAUUUGUGAUAUAUGUUAAAAUUUAAGUAUGCUGAAUGGAACAUUACUUUUGCAUUAUUGAAGCUGUAUAAUAUAAAUCAAUACGAUAUCUUAACACGUGUACAUUUUUGUUGUUUCCUAGAAGCACUUAAAUUAUAAUGUAUACGCUCGUUUCGAUAGUUAAUUACAUCAACUAAUUCUUAUUUAUAUAUACAUUUAUAUAAGUAAUGGUAACCAACGAGAAAACGGAAGAAAUUUCGACCCGCGACACCGACGGACAAUUUGUUAUCUUUGGCACAGCUAAAAUGAUCGGUAAUGUUAUCAUUCUUUAAUUACCUCCGGGCCUACUUGACGGUCACGAAAAUUUGCUUUUUGAAACUUUGUCUUCGACGAGGCGCGACACUGCUCGCCUCGAAAAAUGUACUUUAUAUUAACAAUUCUAUGUUCUUUAAUAUAGUACAGAGAAAAUUUUCAAACGUUUACUGUAACCUUCUCGCUCAACAUGCUUCUCGGGCAUUGGCGUGACUUUUCGAGUUUUCAAGAAAACGUGCCUAUAUACCAUCAGUUCCCUAUCUGUCACGUAUCUACGCCUUCUUGUUAAAUAUACAUUCUUAAUAAUCCUGAACAGUUUUUUGAUAAUUAUUGAAGUCUUAAUUUUUCUAACUUUGCUAUAAUUGUAUUCUCUUAUCGAAAAAAGUUUUUAACAACUUUUCAAUAAUUUUUUGGAGCAUCUUAAAUAACACAGAUUUCAGUCCUCGUUAUUUAUCGUUUAAUUAUGUUCUAAUAUUGUAAUUCAAUUUUAAUUAUAUUUUUUAUAUUUGUAAAAUAUUAAAUAUUUAAUAAUUGUUGAGCAGCAAACUUUACGUGGUAAUAAUUAAGGGCGAUAGCUAUAUUUAUAUUUCAUUUUCCGAAAUACAUUUAGGUUUUUCCGGAA
Wasmannia auropunctata (little fire ant) is the source of this 3995-nucleotide messenger RNA. RefSeq names its product tuftelin-interacting protein 11 (gene sip1). Gene Ontology annotation, biological process: spliceosomal complex disassembly. The coding region runs from base 499 to 2979 and encodes 826 amino acids. The record is from RefSeq and is a predicted model, not a curated record. Gene Ontology annotation, cellular component: U2-type post-mRNA release spliceosomal complex. Gene Ontology annotation, molecular function: nucleic acid binding. Lineage: Eukaryota; Metazoa; Arthropoda; Insecta; Hymenoptera; Formicidae. The transcript is spliced from 8 exons.